Molecule: messenger RNA, 1247 nt
Organism: Daucus carota subsp. sativus
Lineage: Eukaryota; Viridiplantae; Streptophyta; Magnoliopsida; Apiales; Apiaceae
Product: protein NETWORKED 3A
Exons: 3
Coding region: 240-1031 (263 amino acids)
Molecular function (GO): actin binding
Source: RefSeq, a predicted model, not a curated record
GUAUUUCCGGUUGAGACAAAAUCACCAUCCCCGAGGCAAAUAAAAUAUUAUUUUAUUAGAUAUUCAAAGUACUACUUGGGUUUACAAGUGUUUAAAACUCUUGGUUCUCUGUACUUUCUGCGAGAUUUAUUUUACACGGAGAGAGGGUGAGAGAGAGAGAGAGAGAGAGACGGCGGUGACACGGUGGGAGUUUUGGGUUGAAGAUAGAAGGGUGUGUUCGUAUUCAAGGGGAAAAGAAGAUGGUGGAGGCAAAGAACAAGUGGUGGUUGGUUGAGAAUAACAAUGCGAUGAAAGCAACAAGGUCUUCAUGGCUUCAAUCUACUCUUUCGGAUCUGGAUGAAAAGACGAAGGCAAUGCUGAAGAUCGUUGAAGAAGAUGCAGAUUCCUUUGCUCAACGCGCAGAGAUGUAUUACAGAAAGCGGCCAGAGCUUAUAUCAAUGGUUGAAGAAUUCUAUCGAUCCCAUCGUUCGUUGGCUGAGCGAUAUGAUCAAUUGAAGUCGGAUUCUGGAAGUCGUCUUGCAACUCCAUGGGCACCUUCUCUGUCAUUCACAAAAUACAGAGGAGACAAAUUGAUAUGCUCCACAGAAAGAUCCUAUGACAGCUAUUCUGAGACCUAUGAGCCUGAGGAGUCGUCUGGUGAUUCUGAGGUUGAUGAUCCUGAACCAGUAGAAGAAUCCAAAUGUGACAAUGAAGUGGACAAUGAAGUUUCAAGCGAGGACAGAAGUGAAAGUGAAGAAGUUUUGAAGCUACGGGAGGAAAUAGCCAAACUCAAAGAAGAAAACAAACUUCAAGAGGAGUCCUUGUUGCUGAAAGAUGAAGAGAAAAGGGAGGCCAUAAGACAGCUCAGUUUCACUGUUGAUAUGCUCAAGGAAGAUAAUAUGAAGCUUAGAAAGCUGGUUGCUGCAAAAGAGACUCCCAAGAAACAAAGCCCCAUUGACUUCAUCAAAUCAAACGAAGGUUUCUGGGGGAAAAUAUUCAACGGAUCUCCACAACGUCAGGUGAGUGUUGUUCGCUCCUUAGAACUAGUUUAGGAGCAGCAGGUGAAUUGAAACAAAACAGCUCAUAUGUAGUUAUGUCGUAUUUAUAAUAUAGAUGUACUCUCUAGUCUCUACGUAAUUUGUUGAUAUGUUUAUUCUCUAGAUGGAUGCUAAAGCUGUUAUAAUAAUUGUUGUCACUAUUAGGUUGGUCUGUAAUAGUUCACGGUGUUAAGCUUAUUCAUUCAUAUGUAUAUCAGGUCUUUUUGUUUA